This is a messenger RNA of Anas platyrhynchos (mallard), 5546 nucleotides long. NCBI's taxonomy places the organism in Eukaryota, Metazoa, Chordata, Aves, Anseriformes, Anatidae. The record is from RefSeq and is a predicted model, not a curated record.
GCACGCCCUGGGAAGGGGGAGAGCAAAGAGAGGAGGAGGAGGAGGGAUUUGGCAGGAGGAAGCAGUGCCACCAGUUCUUCGCUGUGGACGUGUUCAAGGAAGCACAGAGAGAAAAGAAGAAGGAUUGUGCAGAAAGUGGCAACGUUUGGGCAAAGGAACUGGUGCUGCUUUUAUGGGAGGGGUGCCCUACUUGUAUGUGUGGUAGGGGGCACACAAAACAUGGGAACAGGCCUCGAGCUGCUCCCCCAGCUGCUCAGGUUAUUAGAGCUAGGGUAAAAAAUGAAUCAAGAAGAGGAUCUGGCGUGUGAGGGGAUCCAGCACCUCCCAGAAGGAGAGCUGGAGGAGUUCAAGUCAGCCUUCUGCAUCUGAACACCUUCGGUAGCUGGAUUGGGUUCGGUGAUGAAUUGGUCUGUUUGGGAUUAGCUCUGAAGCCACCUGGUUUCUUGUUCAGAAUUUUAAAAAUAAGAAAUAAAAAAAUAUGUCCAAACCCACGCAGUUUUUGCUGAGAAAGCUCAGAGCAAAAUGCAAAGCUCCUGUGAUUUAGGAGAGCCCUGCUGCUACCCAGCAGGUAUCUUGCAAAAAAAAAAACAAAAAACAAAAAAACAAAACAGUUUUGAUGGAACAGAGAAAAGCUGACCCUGGGUCAGCCCCCGAGCCAGACGUGGCCUUCCCCCGUCAUAAAAAAUACGAGGUACUCAUCUGGACCCCAUUCUCUGGGGCCGUGAGGGAUGCUCCCCUUGGGGCCUGGACAAAAACUGAGCUGCCACUUUUUGAAUGAGGUCUAUGAAAUGUUCAAGGGAUAUAGAGAGUUCUUCUGGAAGAGCUAUUGGCUGCUGAUGGAUUUAAAUAACCGCAAAAUGAGGCAAUCUCAGUUUGGGAGGUGGGUGUCCGUGCAGGGAGUUCAUCUGGGGUCCCACCAUGGGGGCACUGAGCUGCUUCCCUAGGCACUGGGUGCCAGAGGGGGACGAGGCAUCCCCAGAGGGGUCGGGCUUCUGCUUCAGCUCCUGCCAGCUCUUGGGGCUGCUCAGUCACUGCCUUCAGCUUCCCAGCUUCCUUAUCAGAAACUUCUGGUGCAGCAAGAAUCCUAGGAUGUGUUUCUCUUCAUCCCUUUAGGAAAGAAGAUGACGAAGCGGAGCAGGCGGUUGCUGGAAGAGCGUGGAGGUAGAGAACCAUCAGAGGAGAGCAUGAAACUCCCUGGCUUUAAAGAGCGACGUAGGCAGAGCAGGCUGGAUGCAGCUGAGAUGUUGGGAUGGUGACUCACAGCCACAAAGCUGGCUCUCUGAGAUGUGGUGAGCUCUGUGCUGCUGAAACACACAGCCUUUUGGCAAGUUUGUGCUUCUCCCAGCCAGGAGCACCCGCAGCUCUCUGCAGCGCUCGCUGCCAGGUACGGCGUGCAGCUGAUGGCAAUAAGGCUGCCAAAAAUAGAGGCAGGUCUCUAGCUGAGAUGGAAGAAAGGGCAAAGGCAGAGCCCAUAGGAAUAAACAUCCUGGGAGGUGAUAAAUUUGAUGCAGGUCUUGCUGGAGGAGAGGAUUUUUUUUUUUUCUUAACUGUAUCUGGUUUCUUCUCUGGAGUACAAGACUGGUUCCUGUGUCCAAGCUGAUUGGCAUCACAGGUGAUUAAGAGGAUCUGUUCUGAGGAAGGGUGAAAUUCCCACAAGGAAAAUGGGAUACCCAGGGGUUAACUCUCGGUUCAGCAGUUGAUUUAGGUGGUUGAUGAUCUGAUAUCCUGGGCUGUGGUUUGGAAAUAGUUGGCCACAGCAGCAAAGAAACCUCCGUGCAUGGUUGGAAAUGUUUGUAGUGUGUCUUUGGAGCAACGAAGCACUCCCAGGUCACCGACUUCACAGACAGAGCACCCACACUGGGUGCAAAGUGAGGGAGAGAAGAAACCUGAAGCCUCUGUGAGUAAAACUAGAAAUGGUUUGCUUGGGGCUCCUUCCUAGAAGACAAGUGAAAGUUCUUUUAAGUUCAGACAGGUGUAGCAGUUACAUACAGAAGGGCCUUUAGCUCUGGGUAUUUUUCAUCCCUUCUGGGGUCAAAGACGGAUCAACCCAUGCUAUUUAUCCAAGAACCCAAUGCUUUUGAAAUGAUCUAACCCUCCUCCUGCCCCAUCCGCAUGUUUAGAAAAGGAUGAGAGCUCCCAUGCAGAUGUUUCUGCCCUUAGACCUGUCUGGUCCCAGUGAUCCUGGCCAGGUUUUGUUGACCCUCACCAAAAUGUCCCGUUUUGUGCAGCUCUUCCCAAACUGUGAAACAGCCUCUGGGGAAUUGGUCACUUCAUUUGAAGGGUCCUUUCCCCUCUGCCUGGCUCAUAGUUGGAACAGUUUUGAAGCAGACUCAGUUUUGGCUCUUGGUGAAGCACAAAUUGUCACCUGUGCCGUGGCCCCCGUUGGUUUCUCUCCGUGUGCUUUGUUUCUGUGACCCACCCCAUUGUUUUCUCUUUCUUUUUUUCCUCUGCUGCAUUAUUUACGGCAGGAAAUAACCGCUUCCCCUUGAGGCGAGGAACCAGUUGAUGCUGGACCUCUUUGUGCUCAGAUGUGCUCCACUACCAUUAGCUCAGCAGGCAGCUGGGCUGCUUGGGUUCGGCUUUCAAAAGCAGACUUAACCGUAAGCACUGAAGCUUCUUGUAGGAGGCACUGAUUCACACCAGCGACCUGCCUGAUCCUGGAGCCCAGCAGCAGCCAAGGAGACAUCAGGCAGGCGCUGGAGCAGAUCCUCGGCAGGCAUCAACGAGGGAGCUCCCCGCCGGUGAAUGGAGCUGGGGCCGUUAACACCAUCAGAGGAUCUUUCCCCAGAAGUUUAAGGUGUUUUGGUUCUGUGAAUUGGAAGGGAAAGUCUCGUAACGAACGAACACCUGGCAUGGAAAAUCUCACCUCAGCUCCAGCUGGACCAAGUUUUACGGGCAGUAGGAGGUUGGUUCUCGUAAUGGGAUACAGCAGCCAACCUCAGGGCAGGUAACCCUACCCAGCGUUAUCUCUAAUGACUCCAUUUCUGGGUGAGAUGUGCUGCACGGGCAGGGGAUGCUGCUAAAUGGAUGCUGGAAUCAGCAGCUAAAUCCAGCCAGAGAAACUGGAAUGAUUCAGCUUGUUCUGGAUACCUGAGAGCUUCAAAGGAGGAGGAAGAGGAUGGGAUUUCCACCCACAGUCUUUGCCCAACAACAUUUCCCCUAAAAAGACAGCAAUUAGAGGUUGAGUUACAACGGGAGGUUGAGUAGUGAGAGGUGUCAGCGCAGUUCCAGUGGAAAAAGACCAUAUGGAGGAGAUGGUAACACGGUGCAUAGUGGAAGUUCUGUCCAAUGCUCUCUCUAAGCUAAAUGCACCACCAAUUAAUCCUGAAUGUAAAGAAAUCCUCAGAAAGAGUGGUAAAAUUGACAGAGAGAGAAGUGAAGACAAACAACUUGAAGCAAGGCAUUUGAAAGACCCAGCAGAGAUGGAAAAACAUCUUGCUGGGAGUGUGGAGAAGGAACAAAGUCAGGUAGAAGAUGACUCUAGAAAGCACAUGAAAGGAAGUGAUGAAGGGAAAAUCCUUCCCGAGGAAGGUAAGAGCAAGGAAGAGGAGGAGGGACACCACAUACCCGUUAAUGAAGAGAGACUUCAUACAGAAGAAAAGAAACACUAUCAGGAAAUCAGAAGAGAGGAGGAGAACAGCUACCACAGUGAAGAAGAAAGCAAAGAGAGCAAGCAUCAUGACGAAGAGGUAGACCGUGCUGUUGGCAACAAGAAGGCCAACUCUGCAGGUAUGGGCACAGAGGAGUUCCCCGAGGGGAAUGACCAGCGCCCCGUGGGCCACUUGCAUUCAGAGGAGGGAAUGCAGAGCCCUUACAAAAGAAUUCACGAAGGUGAAGAGGGAGAGGCAGAGGAAGAAAGAAGUGAAAAAUACCACCGUGAGUCUAAGGUACGUGAUUUCUCCCGUCAGCAAGAGCGUGAAGAAUCCGAUGAGAGUGAAGAAGCAGAGGAGGAAAAGCAACCUUACAAACCAAAACAUUCCCACGGGAAGCACGGAAUGGAUGACUCCUCCGAAGAGAAGAGAGGCCACGGUGGUGAGAAAGAGGAACUAGCUGAGGAAUCAGAUGCAGAGGAGGCCCCUCUGUGGGACAAAAGGAAUCAUCAUCAGAAACACCACCGUGAAGAACCUGAGCAGCAGCGUGAGGAGAAGAGUGGUUACCGUGGGAGGCAUGGGUCUGAAGAGGUAGAGGAGAAGAGGUAUGCAGGCCAGGGAAGUGCAGAGUACAGAGAGAGGUGGCAGCAGAGUGAAGAGAGCAGCGAAGAAGAAAGUAAGAGGCGUCACCACGGCGAAGAAAGCGAGGAGAAAUGGCGCGAGGAGAAGAGGCACCAUGACGGAUCGCAUGAGGCAAGGAGACACCAUUCUGAGGGCAGGACGUAUCGUGGAGGUGACAGUGAGGAAGAGCCAGACAGGUAUCACAGCGGUGGCAGCAAGGAGAGGCAGCAUCGUGCUGGAGGAAGGUACCGCUUGUGGGACGACGAAGAUGAAGAGCUCCAGAAGGUGUACGCUCAGGAGCGCAGAGGGCAGGCCAGAACACACUACAGCACUGAGGACAGCGGAGAGCAGCAGCGCUACCCUGGCAACAGUGAGGAGGAGGAAGAGGAGGAGGAAGUAGAAAAGAGGCAUUACAGCAGUGAUCAGCUGGAAAAUGAAGAGGAGAAUGUGGAGGAAGGAAGAUACAGCGAGGGGGAAGAGUACAGAAGCCGUCUCCCUGCAGAGAACAAGAGAACCGCAGCAUCCUACAGCUCCUUAUACCCACUGCUGUGGUGGAAGAGCCGGCACUUUGAGAAAAGGAACAGCGCAGGAGAGCGGCUGGUGGAGAGCAAAGAGGAGAGCAGGCCCGCCCUGAACGAGAAGAACCUUUUCCCUGAUUACACUGACUAUGACUGGUGGGACAAAAGGCAGCUUCUAAGCGCUCUGAACCACGGACGCUCCGAGAAGAGGAACCUUGGCAAAAUGAAUAGAUACGAUACUAAAAGACAAUACAACAAGAUGGAUCAACUUGCACAGCUCCUGAACUACAGGAAGAAAUCAGCUGAGUUCCCAGAGUUGUACAGCUCUGGCGAAGACAUGAAAAAACGUCACACAGUCAGGAAUGACAAAGGAGCUCUGAGCCAGAGGCCUCUGACAGAAGAGGAGGAAAAAGAACUGGAAAACCUGGCCGCUAUGGAUUUGGAGAUGCAGAAAAUAGCGGAGACGUUGAAUGACAACAGAAGAGGCUGAAGAUGAUCUGCUUUGGUGUUUCAAAGCUAGGUGUAGCUUCACUCACAAUACCUGUAUUUUGUGGUAAAUUCACGGCCACUGGAUUGUUGUUUGCCCUAAAAACAGGAAAUACUAUUUACUGUCCACUAUAGUGUAGUGAUUUAUACAGCUGAAAAUGUCUUUAAUUUGCUAUUAUGCUAUUGAAAUCUGAAUAGCAUGAAUUUUAAUAUUAUAACCUUUCAUGCGAGGCAGAUAUUUUUAAUAUGCUUGUGAAAAUAAUUGUGUUAGUGUUCUUCAGAAAUAUAUGUCUGAGUUUGAAAUAAUAAAAAACAUUGAUCUUGGAGCAAA